Messenger RNA from Diceros bicornis minor, 1039 nucleotides. RefSeq names its product MHC class I-like protein MILL1. The record is from RefSeq and is a predicted model, not a curated record. Gene Ontology annotation, biological process: positive regulation of T cell mediated cytotoxicity; immune response; antigen processing and presentation of endogenous peptide antigen via MHC class I via ER pathway, TAP-independent. The transcript is spliced from 4 exons. Gene Ontology annotation, cellular component: external side of plasma membrane. Lineage: Eukaryota; Metazoa; Chordata; Mammalia; Perissodactyla; Rhinocerotidae. Bases 2 to 967 code for a protein of 321 amino acids.
AAUGGGGAUAGGAUCCCCGGGGGUCCCCAGACCCCUGAGCCACCUGCUGCUCCUGUUGCUGCUGCUGGAGGAGUCGCGGGGGUUCCCCCCUGGAACCCACACUCUCCGCUAUGACCUCAUGGCCCUGUCCCUGGACAGGCCUGGGAAGCCCCAGUUCCUGGCCCUGGGAUACUUUGACGAUGAGAUCUUCCUGCGCUAUGAUAGCAAGAGCCACAAGGUAGAGCCCCGGGGUCUAGGGAUCAAGAUGGACCUGGGAGCUGAGACCUGGGAGAGAGAGACCAAGGACCUGAAGGAGAAGGAGCGGCAGCUCAGACAGUUGCUGACAGAGAUCAUGGGCCAGCAGGGCCAGGGCCCGGGCCUUCACUCCCUCCAGGCCACAUUGGGCUGUGAGCUCCAAGGAGAUAUCAACGUUAGAGGCUUCUGGCGCUUGGCCUACAAUGGGCAGGACUUACUUACCUUCGACUCAGAGACCUUCCCCUGGACGGUGGCCACGCCCUCAGCCCAGCACAUCAAGAAGCUCUGGGAGACCCAAGGCCCCUGGGCUGAUCUGGUUAAGACUUUCCUGCCUGUGACUUGUCCUGCCCAACUCUGGAGAUACCUGGCCUCCUGGAGGGGCCUCCUGGACAAUACAGAUCCCCCGUCAGUGACUGUGACCCGCAGUAAGAACCUGCUGGGCAAGGUCAUCCUGAGGUGCUGGGCUUUUAGCUUCUAUCCUCGGGGUGCCACCCUGACCUGGCUUCGGGAUGGGGAACCCAUGCACCAAGGCACCUUUGGGCCUGGGGUCAGCCUGCCCAGUGGGGACGGGACCUACCAGACCUGGGUGGAUACUCGGGUCCUCCGUGGAGAGGAGCAGAUGUUCGCCUGCCACGUGGGACACUGCGGGCUGAACACCACGGUCCCUGCAGUCUCUGGUGAGGAGCUGGCGGAGCCCUCGGGGUCCAGGGAGCUGGAGGCAGAGUUGGUAUAGGAUCCUCGUGUGAAGAAGGGCCCACUGGGUAUAAUUGAAGCCCAUUUCAUGGUGACCUCCCGGGCCUCAAGG